AUGGUCAAGUACGAGGUUUCUUCCAUCGUGAUUACCACUGUGCUCUUGAUCCUGGUCGUUUUGGUCGUCACAGGCAAUAUAGUUGUUUGUUUGAUUAUCAAGAGAAAUCGACAAAUGAGGACUCCCAUAAAUUAUUUACUCAUGAACCUGGCUGUCUCCGAUAUUCUGUUUGCGACGUUUAUUACAACAAAACUUAUUUUCGGCUUGAAUUUGAGCCACCCAGAGGGAGCAGUAGGUUCCAUCCUGUGCAAGUUGGUGACUGGCGGAAAUUUUGCUUGGAUUGCUGGAGUUUCUUCAAUUGUUACUUUGGUUACGGUUGCCGUCGAAAGAUAUUACACUGUAGUAUAUCCAAUGGAUCCAAAUAGAAAAAUGACUAAGCGUAAACUGAAGGUGAUCCUUUUUUGUUCUUGGAUAUUCUCGGUGAUUUUUAACAUACCCCUCCUUCUUGCCCGUACUUAUGAGAGGAAAGAUGGGACAAAUCAUUGUGUGCUAAGCUGGCCCGAAAAAUGGAUGUCCACAGCCAGUUGUUUAUCAUGGGUGUUCUUGAUUGUGACAGCUAUUGGUUUGAUGAUUACUCUUUACUCUCAAGUCGUGUGCUCUUUAUGGUUGAAACCAAAGAGUUGCUUUCCUUUAAGCUUUGAACAACAAGGUGUGAUCAGGGUGCGAAAACGUAUCACUUUCAUGGUUAUAACAGUCAGUGUCAUUUUCGUAGUUUGUUGGGGAGCAGUGUCGGUUGAAUACGUCUUAAGGACUUCUACCACCCUUCAAGUGACGUUUGUACACAUUGCCAUUGUCGACAUAUUGGCGUUGUUCAAUUCAGCUGUCAACCCUUUCCUGUAUGCCCUCCUGAACCAUCAGUUCAGACAAGAGAUCAGGGGAAUGAUUUUCGGCACACACAUAGCAGCACCUAGGCCAAGAGCUAAAACCAACGAGAAAAGUACUACCGUGGAGACUAAACUUUAGUUGGUUGCGUAGUUGACUUAAUCGAUUUAAAAAUAGACAUUUGUCACAAGGAGGAGUGUCUUAGAGCUAGAGAUUACUUGUAAAUUAAACAAAUGGAGAGUAAUUAUGGUAGUGUUUGUAUCCUUAGGAUACCUCACAAUCGCUAAAUGGUAUGUGAAAUGCACACAUCAGCUUAGAGGUCAUCUUGAAAAUUAAGAGCUUGAUCAAGCACUUUUAAAUAUUUACCUGAGUAUGAUUUUUC
Messenger RNA from Pocillopora verrucosa, 1204 nucleotides. The record is from RefSeq and is a predicted model, not a curated record. Lineage: Eukaryota; Metazoa; Cnidaria; Anthozoa; Scleractinia; Pocilloporidae.